Messenger RNA from Saccostrea cuccullata (small rock oyster), 1146 nucleotides. RefSeq lists its product as uncharacterized. Lineage: Eukaryota; Metazoa; Mollusca; Bivalvia; Ostreida; Ostreidae. Bases 26 to 883 code for a protein of 285 amino acids. The record is from RefSeq and is a predicted model, not a curated record. The transcript is spliced from 5 exons.
AAAAAAAAUUAAUACAAUCGGGCUGAUGGGAUGGAUAUAUUUUAUGUGCAUUUUUAGUGUUUCUCUGCGAUACGCAUAUGCAACAGAGUAUUUGAGAUUCAUGGAUUCCUAUGGAACUUGCCAGCACAUGACAUUCUUUGAGGUAGAGGACAAUGAGUAUUAUAUUCAUGCCAAAGGCAGUGGGGAGGCCUACCAGGCACUUAGGUGCUCUCUACGAUUUAGGACAUACCCAGAUCAACAACUGUGUGUCAAGUUUGACAGUUUUAGGAUAGAUGAUUGUGCUGUUCAUUUUGAGGUGUUCCGAGAAAAUCGCCCAAAACACACAACAAGACAGUCAGAGGAUAAUUUUCUCUAUCGUCGUUAUGACUGUCACAAUUCCCCCGAAACUGUGUGUAGUAAAGACCGCUUUCUGACCUUGCAGCUUUAUAAAGCGAGAAUUGAUGCUGUAGAUUAUGACUUCUCUGUUACAGUCAUGCGAAAAACAAUGCAACGUAACAUUGACACUGGUGCCAUAUCAAAUGAAAUCAUCAUGUCCCUGAGGGUGAUGGUGGGGGCGAUAGUGGGCGUGGUGCUAUUUAUAGCAAUCCUGGUCAUCUUCGUCCUGUUCUGUUGCUGCAGGAGGGACAGGCAUCAUGGCCGCGUGUUCAGGAAGAAAAACAGCAAGCCCCGGCAGUCUGCUCAAGGGAGACUACUGCAGUCAGAAGCAGAGCCUUCAGUUCCACCAAUGGAUCCAAACAUAGAAAUGCAUCAACACAUCAUAACGAAUUAUGGUCAUUAUCCUAACGAACCCCCUCCUCCUUAUGAACCCAAACCAGAACCAGUUUACCCCAGAACGUACCAGACACUGCCACCAGAAAAUAUACAGAGAAGUCCAAUUCCAUGAUAUACUUCUGAAGUCAGUAGUCAUUUAUAGGAUAUGUAGCAGUGUAUUAUAUUUUUAUAUGGUUAGAAAAUUGCUAGGUAUAAAUUUAAAGGUCUUUCAGUGCAAAUGCUAAAAUUAUCAGAAAUUGUUUAUAUUGAUAUUUCUUGGAAUUAAUUUAUUCCUUUAUGAAACUUUGUUUUUAACUGAAACUUAUAUGUCAAAUGAGAAACCGUGUUGCCAUAUUGUGAACUUUUGGUCUUUAUUUGGGGAUGAAUCUUUACUGU